ACGCCGCGGCGGCAGCGGGCUGCGGCCGCCACAGCCCACAGCGGGACCGAGGCCGCCGGGAGCCGCGGCAAUGGCAGGAAAAGCCCAUAGGCUGAGCACGGAGGAGAGGGAGCAGCUGCUGCCAAACCUGAGAGCUGUGGGAUGGAACGAGGUGGAAGGAAGAGACGCCAUCUUCAAAGAGUUCCACUUCAAGGACUUCAACCGGGCCUUUGGCUUCAUGACCAGAGUGGCUCUACAGGCAGAAAAACUGGAUCACCACCCUGAAUGGUUUAAUGUGUACAAUAAGGUUCACAUCACCUUGAGCACCCAUGAAUGCGGGGGCUUAUCGGAGCGAGACAUCAACUUGGCCAGCUUCAUCGAGCAGGUUGCAGCUUCCCUCUCCUGACUAGAGAGAGAUACAUGAAGCCAAAAAUCCUUUCUCUGCUGUGACCAGCCGCAUCUCGCCUGGACAGCUGCACCUCGAGCCUUCUCCCACUUCCAAACUAGUUCCUGGAUCCAGACUGCCUGAGGCCAUGCCAGACUCCCUGCCACAGCUUGGAUGGAUCGAGGCACUUCUUGGCCACUGUGCAUAUAUCCAUCUCUGAUUGUGCUGCUCCUGUUCUUAAAGCCUUUGUUAGCUGUGUGCUACCAGCCUGCAAACUGCUGAGCCUCUGGGGCUUUCAGCAGACAUGCCCUUCUAUCAGGAGUCAUGUUACACCAGUAAGUCUUUCCAGAGCCUUACCCCAUCCAGCCAUUGUGUUACUGCAUCUUACCUAUUGGAAUAUGCUUUCUGCCUACAGCAUGGUACAUGAACCCUUUGGUUUCUCAAUAACAUACCAGCAACUGUGAUGUGCAAUUUGGUUAUUACUGUAACCAGUCUCUAGCAGUGUUAUAAGCAGGCAUGUGAUCUCACCCCUAUUGUAACCAGCCUUUAGUAGGAUACCAACUGAAAAUGUUUACAAUAAACAUCUCAGUUAACCUGA
Colius striatus (speckled mousebird) is the source of this 962-nucleotide messenger RNA. RefSeq names its product pterin-4 alpha-carbinolamine dehydratase 1 (gene PCBD1). The coding region runs from base 71 to 385 and encodes 104 amino acids. Lineage: Eukaryota; Metazoa; Chordata; Aves; Coliiformes; Coliidae. Gene Ontology annotation, biological process: tetrahydrobiopterin biosynthetic process. Gene Ontology annotation, molecular function: 4-alpha-hydroxytetrahydrobiopterin dehydratase activity. The transcript has 4 exons. The record is from RefSeq and is a predicted model, not a curated record.